This is a messenger RNA of Polistes dominula (European paper wasp), 777 nucleotides long. RefSeq lists its product as uncharacterized. NCBI's taxonomy places the organism in Eukaryota, Metazoa, Arthropoda, Insecta, Hymenoptera, Vespidae. The record is from RefSeq and is a predicted model, not a curated record.
AUGGGAACACGACUUCAGGCUGUUAAAAAGGAUAAAACAAAUACAGGAAUCGGUGGAAAAGGACCAGGUAAACUUACUGAUAAAGUUAUUCAAGAAACAACGAAAUUCUACGGAUUAGCUAUUCGACGUCAUCCAGAUUCGCUUAAAGAUAUGAAAAAGGAAGUUUGGGCAACGUAUUAUCACAAAUGUUCUUCAGAUGAAAACUCUCAACAUCAAUUUUGUCCAGAAGGCGAAGACAGUUGGUGUAAAUGGCGUAAGGCUGAAGCUAAGAAUGAGCUCGACCAAUUUCAUCACGAUAAACCACCUCUAAUAUCAGAAGUACAAGUAGCUAUCAAACCGGUUUUCGAAGAUUUAUCGAAAGACGAAUUAUUAAUUCGUUGUUUAGGAGCAGAGACACAAAACAAUAACGAAUCUUUGAAUUCGUUGAUUUGGACUUUUGCUCCUAAGCAUCUUCAUUCUGGCCCCAAGAUUGUUGAAAUUGCUAGCUACUUAUCAGUUAUCAUCUUUAAUGAAGGUUUUGACGGUGUUUUAAAAGUAAUGUCGGUUAUGGGAUGCCCCAUUGGCCGCGAAGCCCAUACGUAUGUUGAGAAACGUGAUAAAAAGCGAAUCUCACGUUCUGAGCGACGCGUAAGUGAUGUCGUUAAACAAGCCAGGAUUGACUCAAGAGCUGAACAAUCUGCUUUAAAAGAGUUUCAAGAGGAACAGGAAGGAAUACUCUAUGGACCAGGCAUCGCCGAUUGAGGAUAAGCCAAUCAGCCGGAAUCGUGGAAGAAGUGC